Messenger RNA from Xiphophorus hellerii (green swordtail), 2159 nucleotides. RefSeq lists its product as uncharacterized. The record is from RefSeq and is a predicted model, not a curated record. Bases 723 to 2159 code for a protein of 478 amino acids. NCBI's taxonomy places the organism in Eukaryota, Metazoa, Chordata, Actinopteri, Cyprinodontiformes, Poeciliidae. The transcript has 5 exons.
AUGGCCAGGGGUGGGUGAGCGAUCCCCCCACCCGCAGAAGAUCCCUUGCUCUCUCUGCGUGCGUGUGUAUGUCUCGUUGACAUAAAGCUGGACAUGAAAGCAGACGUAAUAAAAAGGAGUUCGUGUGUAUUUAUUUCCCCACAUACCACUAUAAAAAUAAAUAAAUAAUAAAAAUUUAAAAAAACCUUACAAGUCGCCAAGAGCUACGUUCUUGUCAAGUUGGAGACUCCAGUUUGUCUUAUUGUAAAAUUAAAGUGCAAUGUUUGUUCACUACCCCCUCUAACAUGCUACAUGCUUUUUUAAAAAAAAAUUAUUUAUUAAUUUAUUCUAUGUUAUUUUUUGUAUUUACUUUAUCCUAAUCUACUUUAUUUAUUUUUUAAAUGCUUUUUCAGUAAUGCUUUAAUUCGGCCUUACCUAACUGAUUGUAAUCAUAUUAAAUAUAUUCCACAGCUUCCGGACUCAGGGGCUGGGAGAGGAAGAGGAGAGCACAUAAUCUCCAAUUCAGAACCGUUUUAUUAGAUGGAUUGAUUACAGAAUCUUUCAUGCUGCUGGACAGACCUCCUACGGACAGAGGACGACGACGACAAGCUCUGGCUCGCAACCGAGAACAAGUUAAAAUCCUGCUACAAGCCAGCAGAACAGUGUUGCAUAAUCUUUCCUCCGAUGCAAAGGUGAUUGUGAAAUGAUUCAUGUAUGAUUUGUCUCUUAUAACUCAGUAAAGAAUGGAAGACCAACAAGCUAGAGUUGAAUCAUCUCAAUCAGAUUAUUCCCAACAAAUUUCUAAUUCCAUCCAAACUCUGCAAACACUUGCAUUAGCAUUGAAUACUGGGGGAAAUGACUUUUCACAGAGCCCUGCUCUUAGCCCUGCUAGAUCACCAAUCUCUGAUAUUUUAAACGCAUCUGAAGUCUCAGACUAUUUAAGACAAAUUAAUGAUGCAGUCCGCGGUUUAAAUGACUACAUAUCUCCGCAAAACUCACCGGCUGCCUCAUCUGUGUUGGAUGAAACUUUUCAAAAUACAGAAUCUCAAUCAGAUUAUUCCCAACAAAUUAUUAAUUCCAUCCAGAUUCUACAAACAAUCGCUUCAGCUUUGAAUACCGGGGAAAAUAACUUUUCACAGAGCCCUGCUCUUAGCCCUGCUAGAUCACCAAUCUCUGAUAUUUUAAACGCAUCUGAAGUCUCAGACUAUUUCAGACAAAUUAACGAUGCAGUCCGUGGUUUAAAUGACUACAUAUCUCCGCAAAACUCACCCGUUGGUUCACCGGCUACUUCGUCUAGCAUUUCAUUAGAUGAAGGUUUUCAAAAUACAGAAUGUGUGUUACCAUCUGAAACAGUUUCUGCAGCAAAUGAUCAAGCACGGCAGCAACAGCAGCGAGGAGGUAAUCUAGAUCAAAAUCAGAGAAUUGAACGUCAGCGUUUCAAUAACAUUGAAAUAAGGAGAUCGUUAUCAAUCGGGCCUCCAACCCAAGCUGUACCUGACAUUGCUGAAUUCUACACCGCAGUUAUGAAUGUUUUAACUGAUCUGGCAAAUGAUGCAAGAUCAAUAGCUGAACGUAAUGACUUUGUACAGUUAGAAUUAGUGUGGGGUGAUAUUUCUCAUCACAUAAAUAUCUCUGUUACUGAUAACGACGCAAUCCUGCCUGCAUUUGAAGAAUUUUUAGAUGAGCUCGUUCAAUCUAAUGCAGAGCUGCCCUCAGAAAGUAAUUUGGAGCUGAUUCUUCAGAUAGUUAAGAAUCCUACAGGAGAUAUUAACAAUCAAACAGGGAUCUGCACCCAUGAGGACGAUGCUCGAUCUCUGACAGGUGUUUGGGAUAAGAUUCUCUACAUAGACACAGACAGCCUGAUCUAUGUGGUAAAAGAUGGUGAGAGUCCUCUAGAACUGGGAAAUUAUCUCGGUGAUUUAACCGACGAAUUAGGAGGUGACACCAUUCAGGAAUUUGUAGCAGCGGGGCCUAAAAGUUAUGCUUACCAAACCAAAAAUCAAAAGAACGUGGUGAUCCGGGUGAAAGGCAUCACUCAAACUUAUGAGUGCAGCGAGAGAGUCAAUUUUGACAGCAUCAGAGAGCUGGUGGGAGGAAUUAAGGAGCACCCUCUCACAGAAAAAUAUAUCAGCAUGGAGUGCCCCCAACAGGUGCACUUCUCUGGAUUCAGCGGUGAAUGA